Molecule: messenger RNA, 336 nt
Organism: Rhizophagus irregularis DAOM 181602=DAOM 197198
Lineage: Eukaryota; Fungi; Glomeromycota; Glomeromycetes; Glomerales; Glomeraceae
Source: RefSeq, a predicted model, not a curated record
AUGGCCUGUAGAGUUUCGGCAGGCAACUUUAUUCACAAAACAGAAAAAGAAAUCUCACAAGCUAACGAAACAGAUUUUUUCAGCUCAGAAAGAGAUUAUAAAGAAACAGAAUUGACCUCUGAGACUAAAAAAAUGGAGUUAUUCACUAAAUGCAGAAUUAGAGGCCUGAAAAAUAACAUGGAAAAUGAAGUGAAUAGUCAUUGUGCAUAUAAUGAGUUGACAGAAGAUAUCUUUCUCAAUCAUACUUUUGAUGAAGAUGACUUCGCUAUAAUACAAGCGUUUAAAGAAGAUACACUGCCAAAAAAAGGGUUGCAACAAAGGAAGAUUAUGAUAUGA